AUGGAGAUCUUAAUGAGAAGGUCUAUAUGGUACAACCUGAAGAUUUUGCAGCAGAUGAUUCAGCGAAAUCCACUCCCGACUGCAUCGAAAUUCCGUCCUAAGAUUGUGUCUGCAAUCGCCUCACUCCCUCUCUCUCCGAAAUGGGUUCUCUGGUCCCGUUCCAAGACCUCAACCUGCUGCCGGACCCGCCCACCGCCACCGCCGCCGCCGCCGCCGCCGCCCACCCCCACCGUCACUCCCAAGAUCGAGCCCAAGCUCGAACCCUCGACGAACCGCCCCAGACCCACGUGCAGCGGCCCCCCGCUGCAGACCCACGAGCUUCCCAACCCCCCGCCCCUGAAUUCUUCCUCAGCUCCCCGAACGCCCCGCAGACCCCUCCCGGACAGCAGCGGCGGCGGCGGCGACCAGCUCUUCUCCGAGUUCCACCGCGUGUCCGAGCUGUUCCGCAGCGCGUUCGCCAGGCGGUACGGCCGCGGGGGCGGCGACGUCGACGUGCUGGAUCCCAAGACGCGGGCCAUUGUCCCGGUGAAGAGCGAGGAGGCGCAGGUCUCUCCGUUCGCGGCCUCGCCGAGCAGCGGCGGCCGGCGACAGCAGCUGCAGCCGCGGUCGUCGGAGCUCGUGAGGGUCGCCGAUCUCAGCGACGAGGACAAGAGGUACUUUCGCGAGGAGGUGCGCCAGGCCCGCCUGAUUUACGAUAGCCUGCGUGUUUUUUAUAUGUCGCAUGAGGAGGGUGUCGAUGGUAGGAUGAGGAGGGGUGAUUUGGCGGCCGCUUCCAUGAUGAGAGGGAAGGGAUUGUGGGUGAAUCGCGACAAGAGAAUCGUGGGACCUUUACCUGGUGUAGAGAUAGGCGAUGUCUUCUUCUAUAGGAUGGAGUUGUGUGUUGUUGGUCUGCAUGGUCAACCGCAAGCUGGCAUUGAUUAUUUAACUGCUAGCCAGAGCUCAAAUGGCGAGCCGAUUGCGACCAGUGUUAUUGUGUCUGGAGGGUAUGAAGACGAUGAGGAUGCAGGGGAUGUGAUUAUAUAUAGUGGUCAUGGAGGGCAGGAUAAGCUAAAUAGGCAGUGUAACCACCAGAAGUUGGAAGGUGGUAAUUUGGCUAUGGAAAGGAGCAUGCACUAUGGAAUCGAAGUUCGGGUUAUAAGGGGGAUAAGAUACGGGGCGGCGACACCCAAGAUAUAUGUGUAUGAUGGGUUGUAUAGGAUUCUUGAUCAUUGGUUUGAUAUCGGGAGGUCUGGUUUUGGGGUAUACAAGUAUAAGUUGAUGAGAAUUGAAGGGCAACCAGAAAUGGGUAGUGCUAUCAUGAGGUUUGCUCAGACCCUUAGGACAAGGCCUUUAACAGUUAGGCCCAGGGGAUAUCUCAGUCUUGACAUUUCAGCGAGGAAGGAAUGUGCGCCCGUUUUUCUGUAUAAUGACAUUGAUUCUGACAGCACUCCCCUGAAUUAUGAGUACUUAGCCAGGACUGUAUUUCCUCCGUAUUUGGUGCUUCAAAAUGCUAAUGGCAGCGGGUGUGAAUGUGUUCUGAGCUGUGGAAGUAAUUGCUUUUGUGCUUCGAGAAAUGGGGGUGAGUUUGCCUAUGAUCACAAUGGGUUACUUACGAGGGGAAAGCCAGUUAUUUUUGAAUGUGGGCCAUUUUGUAAGUGUCCUCCAACCUGCCGUAAUCGUGUGACGCAGAAAGGUUUAAGUAGUAAGUUGGAGAUAUUUAGAUCGAAGGAGACCAAUUGGGGUGUUAGGACCUUAGAGCUGAUACAAGCUGGUGCUUUUAUCUGUGAAUAUGCAGGAGUUGUACUCACGAGAGACCAAGCCCAGAUUUUCAGCAUGAGUGGCGAUCCAUUGGUCUACCCGAGCAGGUUUACUGCUAAAUGGACCAAGUGGGGAGAUUUGUCCAAAGUGUAUCCGGAUUUUGCAUGCCCUGCUUAUCCAUCAAUUCCUCCUUUGGAUUUUGCUAUGGAUGUCUCAAAAAUGAGGAAUGUUGCUUGUUAUAUUAGCCAUAGUUCAACUCCUAAUGUAAUGGUGCAGUAUGUAUUGUAUGAUCACAAUAAUGUUUCAUUUCCUCACGUAAUGUUGUUUGCAUUGGAGAAUAUUCCUCCUCUGAGGGAGCUCAGCCUUGACUAUGGUGCUGCGGAUGAAUGGACUGGGAAGCCUCCUCUUCUCUGUAACUGAACUGUCUUGGGAAGUUGGACAGACUGAAUUGAGGAUGGUGCCCAUUUCCUAUAUCU
Eucalyptus grandis is the source of this 2213-nucleotide messenger RNA. RefSeq names its product histone-lysine N-methyltransferase family member SUVH9-like. Lineage: Eukaryota; Viridiplantae; Streptophyta; Magnoliopsida; Myrtales; Myrtaceae. Gene Ontology annotation, cellular component: nucleus. Gene Ontology annotation, molecular function: histone methyltransferase activity; zinc ion binding; protein binding. The record is from RefSeq and is a predicted model, not a curated record.